ACCCCAGAGAGAGCUCACAAAACAGGAGAAAUAAAUCUGUAAGGCUCCUGAUGAGGAAGUAGAGAUCACAGCUUCUCAGCAGCAAGCAGUUACUUCCUCCUGUGAGUAAUAAGUGCAACUCCACUCACACAGGUCAGCUUGUCAGACUGAGAGCAGCUCACACACAGAGGGACUCUGCUGCGAUCCCGCACUGGUUAAAUUGACAGAGGUCGGCUCUGCCUCCAUCCCCUUCUGACACCUGUCAACAAAGGCCGUUGCUGUGGAGACGCUGACAAGCCAGAAUAAGGAGGUGAGGAGGAUUCCCCAGACAGACAACCGUGAGAAGACAGAGGAGAGGAACACACAGGAUGGACCAGCAGCAGCACGCCAAAGUAGAGCGAUUUCUCAAGUUGGGAUACUCUCACAGUGACAUCCUGAGGGUGCUGGAGAGCCUCCGCCAUGAUGCCCAGACCAAUGAUAUCCUGGAGGAGCUGAUAAAGACCUGCCACACUCGAAGCAACAAGAGUGUCCCCGACAGCCCCAGGCUGGUCUCCAGAGGCUGCAGCCCUGCUCACAGUCAGCCCAGAGCUGGGCCGGACAGAGAGCUGCUGGCUGGCUUCAGACCCGUCGUUAUAGAUGGAAGCAACGUGGCCAUGAGCCAUGGCAACAAGAAGGUGUUUUCGUGUCAGGGUGUCCAGCUGGCAGUGAACUGGUUCUGGGACAAAGGUCUGCGAGACAUCACCGUGUUCGUUCCCCUGUGGAGGAAGGAGCAGCCGCGACCCGAGGCGCCUAUCACAGAUCAACACAUUCUCCAUGAGCUGGAGAGAAGGAAGAUCCUGGUGUACACGCCAUCUCGCUGCGUAAACGGUAAGAGGGUGGUGUGCUACGAUGACCGCUACAUCGUCAAACUGGCCUUCGACUCAGACGGCAUCAUCGUGUCUAACGACAACUACCGCGACCUGCAGACAGAGAGUCCCCAGUGGAAGACGUUCAUAGAGGAGAGGCUGCUGAUGUACUCCUUCGCUAAUGACAAGUUCAUGCCUCCAGACGAUCCUCUGGGGAGAAAUGGUCCCACAAUCGAUGACUUUCUGUGGAAGAAGCCAUGGAGCCCAGACAACAAGCUGCAGCACUGUCCUUACGGAAAGAAGUGUACUUAUGGAGUCAAGUGCAAGUUCUACCACCCAGAGCGGGCCAACCAAUCCCAGCUGUCUGUGGCCGAUGAACUGAGGGCGCUGAGAGACAGAGCCAAGAACUUCUCGGCCCAGCCGGACACACACUGCAGAUACAUUUCCUCUACACCACCGCCUCUCUGCAUAGAAGAUCUAUCCCUCAGGGCUUCACCCAGCGAGCACUUCAUCUAUCACAGAGACAGUAGCAGCCCCAGAAGCCAACCCAACACAAGCCUGCACCUCUGCCCGAGCCCCGAUGUGGACGAGGCCUUCAGCUCCAUGGAGAGCUCCAUGUCCAGGCUCUACAUCCAGGAUGUGUCCUGCAGCAUGGAGCGUCCUCCUCAUAGCUACAGCAGCGGAGUGGCCAGCUACAGCCACGACGACUGCUCGCUCUCAGGGUCCUUUGGUGGGAACAGCCUGAGGCUCUGCCUCGGCAGAGGAGCAGAUUUCUACCCUAAUCACAGCGGCUCAGUGCCCUGCCUACGGCCCGUGUGCAGCUGUGCUCACCAGGAGACAAGGAUGUCCCACCACCCAGCGUGGGGCUCCUGCCCAGCUCUGCCUCCACAUAACGGGGAGCAUCCUGGAGACUUUUUAGAGAAGCAGUACAGACAGAGCCACAGCUUACAGAGGGACCCGUGGCCACAGGACAGAGCCAAGAGCCCGGCCAGUGAGCAGAGGAGGGGCCUGAGGAGCCAGCUGAGCACCCUCUUCCCUCAGAGCACCGUGGAGCAAGUCAUGAACGCUUACCCUCAUAUCUCAGACAUGACUCAGCUGAUUACUCUGAUCCAGAGCUACAGGAGCAGCCACAUCUCCUUCUAGAUUACAUUCUCAUGCCAAAGCAAAGUGAAAAAUGAAAAAAUAAGAAAAUGUCUUCUGUUCUUUAUUAGGGAUCAUACUGUGACUAAACGUAACUCUUGCUUGAACACAUUCCAAAGUAACCCUUUAUUUGAAGCAUUAAAAAGUGACUGGAUCUGAUAAAGUCUUGAAAAUGUAGCUGAAUGUGUGAAAUGACUGAAUGCUAUAUCUUUAGUAUAAAAGUGCAAUGCACUACACUCCAUUCAUGCUACUUAUUGUAGCAGUGAACAUGUUUAAUUAAAGCAGCAUGUGUUGUUUUCUCAUGUUGCCUCAAAGUGAGGAUUUCCACUAUACUAUUGUGUACUUCUGUAAAGAAUGUCUGUCCUGUUUUAUAUGAAUUCUGUGAAAUAAAAGCUCUCAAUCGCUCUGAA
Molecule: messenger RNA, 2374 nt
Organism: Cottoperca gobio
Lineage: Eukaryota; Metazoa; Chordata; Actinopteri; Perciformes; Bovichtidae
Product: endoribonuclease ZC3H12A-like
Exons: 6
Coding region: 348-1967 (539 amino acids)
Cellular component (GO): nucleus; cytoplasmic ribonucleoprotein granule
Molecular function (GO): metal ion binding; RNA endonuclease activity; mRNA binding
Source: RefSeq, a predicted model, not a curated record